AUGUCGGAAGUGCUUUACAGGGCUACCAAGUAUAUGAACGCAGAGGACGCAUUGCUGGCCCGCGAAGAUAAGCCCAGAAAAAGAGAAAGACGGGAGGAUACACGACAGGAUAGGGGGCAUAAAAUGGCUAGGACCAGAGAUCGACGGGAUGAUAGACGCUCCAAACCCCCCACUGGGAGGUUCACAAGCUUCACCUCGUUAACUGCCCCAAUAGAUCAAGUCUUGAUGCAGAUCAAAGACGAAGGAACUCUGACGUUCCACGGUAAGUUGAAGGGAGAUCCUAACAAGAGACCAAGGGAUAAGUAUUGCCGCUUCCAUCGAGACCACGGGUACAACACAACUGAUUGCUAUAAUCUAAAACAACAGAUAGAGGCCCUUAUAAGACAAAGGAAACUACAGAGGUUCGUGAGCAAGGAGAAAGCGGAUCCGCCCCAAGAGCAAACCCUGCGACGAGAGAAUGAGCGCCCAAGGCCGCCCAUUGUAGACAUAAGAAUGAUCGUAGGGGGCACGACAACCUCUAGAUCGUCCAAAAAAGCUAGGAAAACCUACCAAAGAAUGGUCCAGAACGUCCAGCUCAUGGGCACUGUACCCAAGAUGGCACGGAUCGACAACCCUGUCAUCGGAUUUUCAGAAGAAGAUGCUCGAAAUUUGCACCACCCACAUGACGACGCGCUUGUUGUCAGCAUAAGGGUAGGAGACUACAACAUGCACCGGGUUCUGGUUGACAACGGCAGCUCGAUAGACAUCUUGUAUUACUUGACUUUUCAGCAGAUGAGAGUUGACAGAGAACAAUUGGUCCUGGUUAAUGCCCCUCUAGUUGGCUUCGGAGGGAUGAGAGUGUUCCCCAUCGGUACCGUCAUAUUAACAGUAACGGUGGGAGAUUACCCCCAGCAGAUCACUAAGGAAGUAUCAUUCCUAGUGGUCGACUAUUCGUCCGCUUACAAUGCCAUUCUUGGACAACCCACACUUAACUCAUGGAAAGCUGUAACUUCAACAUACUAUUUAAUGAUCAAGUUCCCAACGGAUUAUGGAGUAGGAGAACUGCGUGGAAAUUAG
Molecule: messenger RNA, 1056 nt
Organism: Quercus lobata
Lineage: Eukaryota; Viridiplantae; Streptophyta; Magnoliopsida; Fagales; Fagaceae
Exons: 1
Coding region: 1-1056 (351 amino acids)
Source: RefSeq, a predicted model, not a curated record